UACCCUAUAUAGUUCAUUCGGGACGGACUUUAGCGCGUUAAUGUUAAUGAGAGUAGCCUAAUAUCUGUUCGUAUUGUUUUUGGGUCAGUGAGUAAUGUUAGUGUGUUUACUGUGAAGCUCUAUCGAUGGGUGUUUUGAAACUUUACUGUGUUUCCAUUAGAAGUUGUCUAAACAUUUUUGAGCGAACUCUAUUGCCUUAUGCGUAUUUCAUUAUUUGCGAAAAUGACUUGUUUUUACAACAAUAUCCCACCUCCGUGCGAGGGAAAUAUUCCAUAUAUACCCUUGAAUUAUGACCAUUUCUCCUUUUAGGCUACUGUAUUUUACUGUAUCAGGUCUCCAUGCUUUCAACAGUUGUUGAUACUAAGUAUCCUGUGCGUAAAGCUUUGUGGAUAGACAUAUGGCUACUGUAUUCUACAUCUGCAAUUUAUUCUCCAGUCGCUGUAGGCUACUCUCUGUAGAAUGGUUUCAUUUUGAAACAGCGAAUAAUUAUUUUCCUGCAUACUGUAAUAGUGGAUAUAUUAAUAUCUGCAACAGUACGCCGGUCUUUGGCAGUAGGCUGUAGGUAAAAUAUUUGAUUUCAGUCUCUGCAGUCAAGAACGUUGAUGUGCGGUGAUUGUCGUGUACAGAUGGCUGGCUUCACUGCAGGCGGGUGCCACUGUCAAAAACCUUGGCGCCUGUUCUGAUUGCAGUUCGGAAUGAACACUGCUGUAGGCCUACAAAUAUUGAUGCAGCCUACAUGAUUACUGUUUUACAAAAGUUAUACUGGUGUAGCCUAUUUGAUCUCAAGGUUAUGCUGGUUAUGUUUUGCACUUUGAGUGUUGGACAUCUUAUCUUUUAUUACAUUUUUCCCCCCACGUCACUCUGGAUCAACUUGAAUGCAAUUCUGGAUGGAACCUGGAUGUGCUGUAUGAAUUAUCAUGGGUGAAUCGUCAUGACGACAGAACCAAAUUCAGAGUCCAGCGCGGACCAGCAGGAGGCCAGUGCGGUUCCACUCCUGGAGGCGGACUCUUUCCCCCCGGCCGCCGCCCACAGCACGCCUGUCAGGAAGAAGCAGAACGGCGAGAGAGCGGAGGGAGGCGUGGUCCCACAGGAGAAUCAGCUUGAGCCAUCGCAGGCGGAGGAGGACAGGACCUCACACAGGUCGUCCACCAGUAAGCUGUCCAGGUCCCCCGGUGGAGGCCGGAGCGUCCGCAGCUACAAGACCAUGCAGUGCAAGGUCACCCUGCUUGAUGGCUCCGACUACACCUGUGUGGUGGAGAAACGGGAGAGAGGCCAUGUGUUAUUCCACAAAGUUUGUGAGCAGCUUAACCUCCUGGAAAAGGACUACUUUGGCAUCACAUUCCGGGAUAUCGAAAACCAAAAGAACUGGUUAGACCCAUCUAAGGAGAUGAAGAAACAGAUCAGAGGUGCGUGGAAUAUGGGAGUCGCCUGGAAUUUUUCAUUCAACGUGAAGUUCUACCCUCCAGACCCUGCCCAGCUGUCUGAGGAUAUUACAAGAUAUUACCUGUGCCUCCAGUUGAGGGAUGACGUGGUGUCGGGGCGUCUGCCCUGCUCCUUUGCCACCCACACGGUGCUGGGAUCCUACACGGUCCAAUCAGAGCUGGGGGACUACGACCCAGAGGAGUCUGGGACAGACUACGUCAGCGAGUUCCGCUUUGCCCCCAACCAAACCAAGGAGCUGGAGGAGAAGAUCAUGGACCUGCACAAGAACUACAAAGGAAUGAUGCCAGCUGAGGCUGAGAUGCACUUCCUCGAGAACGUGAAGAAGCUGUCCAUGUACGGAGUGGACCUUCACCAUGCCAAGGAUUCCGAGGGUGUUGAGAUCAUGUUGGGCGUGUGCUCCAGUGGUCUUCUGAUCUACCGCGAUCGCUUGCGCAUCAACAGGUUCGCCUGGCCCAAGGUCCUCAAGAUCUCCUACAAAAGGAAUAAUUUCUACAUCAAAAUACGCCCUGGAGAGUUUGAGCAGUUUGAAAGUACAAUUGGGUUCAAGCUCCCCAACCAUAGGGCGGCCAAGAGAUUAUGGAAGGUUUGCGUGGAGCACCACACUUUUUUCAGGUUGGUGUCUCCAGAAACUCCCCCCAAGAAGUUCCUAAACCUGGGUUCGAAGUUCCGCUACAGCGGGAGAACCCAGGCCCAGACUCGACGAGCGAGCUCCCAGAUCGUCCGCCCGGCGCCCUGCUUUGAGCGCUCCACCAGCAAGCGCUACAUCAUGUCUCGCAGCCUGGACGGAGCUCCGCAGAGUACACCCAAAAGGAGUUCACCCCAAAAAACUGUAUCACCGAGAAUUAAACCACCUGCUAGUUUAAACGGCACUAAACCAACAGAGAUGGGCUCGGAUCUAUACGGAAGGGCGAAGGGCAUCGCCGUGAGUGACCUCAUCACCACGGUGACACCGGAGAAAAAGGUGGAGGAGAGGAAGGCGGAGGAAGAGGUGGAAGUAGAGGUGCAGGUGGAGGAGGAAGACGAGACCACGAAAGCCACCGAGAUGUCUCAGCCAAGUCCAACCUCUCCCAUUCGACACGACACCAAGACGGAUCUGACUGACACUUGUGUCGAUGGUGAACUGACAGCUACUGAGUCGGACCAAGACGAUGAGUCUGAGUUAAAGACACAGAACAGUUUCAUAAGGCGAAUUAAAGGAGAGAAUGUGUUUGUCAGACAUAGUGUGCUGAUGUUAGAGGACACAGUGGGCACGCCAGAGGAGCUGUUGAAACACGCGACCAACAUCAGCGAGCUCAAGAGGUCGUUCCUGGAGACGGGCGCCGACACGGCCGGCCUCACCGAGUGGGAGAAGAGGCUGUCCUCGUCCCCCCUGCGCUCGCUGCGUCUCGACGAAGCCCCUAUGAUCGAACCACUGGAGCUCGAUGAAGUACCGAGCAAAGAGGAUGAGAGAGAGGAUGAGAGAGCAAUGGCUGCAGGCGGUAGCAUUGAGGAGGAGAUCAACCACAGCCCUGUGGAUACUAAGACUACUGUGGAUUCUGACGGGUGGGUAAUAGUAAGUAAAGUCCCUCCUAAGGUAACCGAAAAUAAAAACAUUGUCAACUAUAAAGUUAUGAUCGUCACUAACACUGUGGCCGAAGGACCGCUCGCCAGCACCAGUCGUGGCAUAGUCGGCAAGGAGUUGAAAGCGUAUGAGAGCUUCCGCACCGAACUCCCCUCCAAAACCGAGGAGAUGAGAGAGAAGAACUAUACCCUGGGCAAGUCCUACGACACCAUGUCAGGCAAGAUCGUCACAAUGACAAAGCGGGCCAAAGAUGGUGGGGAGGCAGUGGCGGCUGCUCCGGCAGCAUUUGCCAGGGAGCUGAAGAGGGCAGCAGACGAAUCCACCACCACAGUGAAGAUCAUCCCGGUGUCGACUGAGUAUGAGAUGCCGGUGUCUGUCCACAUGGGUCUCCCGCCCCAGGAGGGAAUCGGACCCCCCAUGGUUACCAUCAAGGAGGCCAGGACGCCCUCUCCAUCCGAGCCCAGCGACGGUGCCCUGGGCGCCGCGCGGACCGUGGUGUCCAUCCACUCCAGCCAGGACAUCAGUGAUGCCGCGAGAGUGUACAGCAAGAAGCAGCUGAGGGAGACUUUUCUCCUGGGAGACAGGAGCACCACCCCUGUUGCGCCUCACACACCUCUCUCGCCGCGCUCCCCCAUGGCCAAGUCACCUAUGGCAAAGUCUCGCAUGACAAUGCCAAAGCCUCCAAUGGCGGAUCUGCGUCUGAGCCCCGGCCCCGUGUCCUAUCUAUCCAGAACCCCAUCGCCCUCCAAAGUGCCUAAGCCGACCUUUGAGGAGAUGUCCCCGGAGCUCACCGCUCUCUUACAGUCGGCCCGAUAUCAGACCAGCACGCGGGGUUGGACUGCCUCGCCUGCCCAUAGUCAGGCCCUGCUCAAGACAACAGAGAAGGUGGAGCGGAACGUGCUGCAGACAGAGGUGGUAUCAUCCCAGCAAACAGAAGAGGUUGAGGAUCAGCCGAAAGAACAGCAGACAGAGGACCAGGAGCAGCCGGUGGAGAAACAGCCUGACGACCGGCCUGACGACGUGGAGAAACAAGCUGGUCAGCAGCCUGAGCAGACAUCUGUGCUGGAGUCUCCAGAGGUCCUGACCUUCAACAGGGCAGACGUGAUGGAGGAGACAGAGAUGCUGGUGACCCAGGAGGUACCUGUAAUACACACGGAAAUGAAAACCAUCACAUACCGGUCACUGGAGGGUGACGCUGACACUGAUCCAGAGGCGGGGGUGUUGAUGAGCGCCCAGACCAUAACCUCAGAGACCACCAGCACCACCACAACCACACAUAUCACCAAGACUGUGAAAGGAGGCAUCUCGGAAACGAGGAUCGAGAAGAGAAUCGUCAUCUCGGGGGAUGCAGACAUUGACCAUGACGAGGCCCUGGCUCAGGCCAUAAAAGAGGCCAAAGAGCAGCACCCUGACAUGUCAGUGACCAAAGUAGUGGUCCACAAAGAGACUGAGAUCACGCCUGAGGAGGGCGAAGAGUGACCGCAGGAUUGAAGGAUCACUGGGUUCACCGACGUUUCAGGGGCAUUCUGUUAACGUUACUUCACGCUCUUCAGAGUAUGAGAUGCAAGCAGGACAGUGACGUUGCCAACAGACAACACACCACUGUAGAGGACACUACUACUACUACUACUACUCCGCCUGACUACUACUGGACUAACCUAACCCACACUCACCAACACUACUGGCAAACACAGACCUCCAAAGCUGGCCAGCCCUUCAUUGGAACAUGUAUACUGCAUGAAAAGGGAUAAUUUCUGCAUUUUGUAAAGGAGAAAACAAAUACAUUGGAGGAAAUAUCAAAAUAUAUACAUGUUUUACUUGACCUGUGCACUCAGGCUCAAAGGGAGAAGAAUGUAUGUCAUGAGAGUUUUGAGUUUUAUUAUAGUAUACUCUGUUUUAUUUAUUAUCGAACUACAAUAAUAAUAGCUAGGCUGAACGUGUAUGAUGGCACAAUAUUUAUCCAUGCAAUAGAUGUGACAUUCAUCUUGCCAUACGUCCCCAUAUUUAGCCCAAUGCUGAUUUUAUUCCUUUUUACAUACAGUAUUGCCUGGAAAAAGGCAAAAAUAAUAUGUAUGGUACUGGUACGUACAUUUGCUUAGUAGGCCAUAUACCCUCAAAGAUGAUGUUGUUGUUUUUACUUUCAUUGUAAAUAUGUUCAUUUGGUUUUCCUUCAAUUACAAAGUAAAGAUGCGUAUAAUGAGCCAAAAUCUCGUAGAAUUGUGUUAGAAGGGAAUGUUAAACAGACUCCAUUACUGUGACUUCCGAGUUGAUCAAGAAAACCCUUAUAAUAUGUCUUCACACGGUGGUCGGCGGAUUGAACGUUCUUGUUGGGUUGUAUCUGAAAUGACACCCUAUUACCUAUAUAGUGGGCUUUGGUCAAAAGCAGUGCACUAUAUAGAGAAUAGAGUGCCAUUUUAGACAGUCUUGCUCAUUCUUAAAUCAUACCCAGAAUGCACCUCUCAUCCCUGCGUGGCACAUCCAAGCCUUAAAACUGUGAAGAACGGACAGACAACCUCCAGUACAACCCUGCAAUGUGCGUUUGAUUUCUCCCAGGCCGAUGUGUCAGCGGCCAUUCAACACGGGGGCAUCAUGCUCAUUGAACCUGAGGUGACAUGCUCCCCUCAAUGUAAACAACUGGGAUGAGAAUGCAUCAUUAGUAGUGUCUUAUAUAAAAUAAAAACUAAGACAUAUGUUUGGUCAUCGGUCCCCCCUCAGCGAUAUUAAGAGCAUGAUGCCUCUGAUCCCACUCCUUCGACUCAUCAGCUGCAAAAUCAUCCAUGUUGAAUGUCUCCCACAAGAUAAAUAAAAUGAUAAAUCCA
Molecule: messenger RNA, 5823 nt
Organism: Salmo salar (Atlantic salmon)
Lineage: Eukaryota; Metazoa; Chordata; Actinopteri; Salmoniformes; Salmonidae
Product: band 4.1-like protein 3
Biological process (GO): cortical actin cytoskeleton organization; actomyosin structure organization
Cellular component (GO): plasma membrane; cytoskeleton
Molecular function (GO): structural molecule activity; actin binding
Source: RefSeq, a predicted model, not a curated record